GAAUGAAGAGAAGUAAUAAACAUUGGCUGUCGCGCACACUCACGCGAAAGAUUGUGUCAAAAAAGCAACAUUACAUUGUUGCCAGAGUUUCUGCCGUCGAAUAGUGCAGGAACAGCCGCCGUCGCUCUUGAAAUGCGUGGACAGUGUUUCCACUAAUAUCACUGAAGAAAAAAAAAUAAAACAAGACGAAAUUGUGAAGCGCAGGGGUGGAACCGUGUUGGUGAACAUUCAGGUUGCUUGCCAAAAGGCAGUGUAUGCGGACAAUGAAUAACGGAGGCAGAGAAGGAGAUACCGAGACCUUCUGCUAGAAACUUGCACUAAUACAGUGCAAAUAGAUUCAAUCGAGCGAGAUCGAGAUCUCAGACUUAACAUACUUUCUAAAUAUAAUUGACUCGACGUAGGAAUCGAACGGACGGAUUAUUUUUGCGUUCCCGAAGUGAAUGUGGAGUGAAGUUUUUUUAUGCCUCUAUUCCCGGUGGAUGUGUGAAUUAACGGCGCAGGGUUGUCCUGCAGUGAAGCUAAUCUCAGUAUGAGGUUACAAGUGAAUCUAGUUGGAUAACGGAUAACGGAUGUUGACCAAGUAAUGAAAGUGUAUCGAUCCUUCACUUUUGGAAAGUUUUUCACCGAAAAGUAGCAAAAAGGGAAAAUUCUUCACUUUUUCUUCCCCGUCUAAGAAAAUUUUGUUACCAAGAAAAGGAAGGGUUCUCACUCUUGGAAACCAGUGCUUUAGGUGAAGAGAAGCAAAAGAAAAGAGGCAGAGAGAGAGGUGUCAAUCUCGAAUAGAAAUUGGUAAAUGUGCAACAGUGUAUGUGUUUGUUCAAAUGUACGCGAAUCUUAGUGUUGGUGUAUGAAAUGAUUCGAAGCAGGGAGCAGCUAAGAGCAAUUUUACCCACACAGUAAAUAACCAAAGUAAAGUGGCAGCAAAUAGCAGUGUAGAAAUUGUUUUUACUCUCUAGUGAAAAUGUUAAACAUAACACAACCAUGACGCACCAGAAUCACCAAACUAACGGCGCAAGUUUGGAAGAUUGCCACACCAACUUUUUCGCCCUGACCGAUUUGUGCGGUAUCAAAUGGCGUAAGUUGGUACAGGGUGAACGGCCGAACGCGUCCAGCUACCCGCUGGACGAUCCGGUUCUCCGAUCCUACUCGAAAUGCCUCGAGGUGGACAUUUUGUGCGUCUGGCGGAGGGUGGCUGCCCCGAAACCCGCCGAACAGGACCAGAAUGUGUUCGAGAUCAGCAUACCUGGUCCGGUGACGGGCGGGUCGGUCAUCCAUCCGCCCCUGUCGCUGACGGCCGCCAAAGAGCUGUGGAUAUUCUGGUACGGCGAGGAGCCGGACCUAACGGAACUGGUCGAUCCGGAGCUGCUCAAGUCUUCCGAAGGCGACAAAGGAUCCUGGGAGGCUGGUCUAUCUUACGAAUGUCGGUCUUUGCUGUUCAAGGCACUUCAUAAUGUUAUUGAAAGAUGUCUACUCUCGCGGGACGUCGUUCGCUUGGGCAGGUGGUUCGUCCAGCCCAGCUCCAACAGCGAGCGAGUGUUUGGCAAAAGCUCUCUCCAUUUAUCAUUCUCCUUCGCGUUCUUCGUGCAUGGUGAUAGUACUGUAUGCGCAUCGAUGGACAUCCGGGAACACCCUCCGGUGCGACCUCUCAUGAUCAAACACCUGGAGGAAGCCCAAGCCCAGCAGGGUAACAAUGGGGCGUCUAACAAUUCCACCGCCUCCCCCACCAGCAACAACAACAACAUCAACGGGAGCAAUCAAACCAGCGGUUCCGGUGACGUCAAGCCACGGUCAGUUAUACUGGCGCCAUUCGGUCUCGCCGCGACCCUCACCGGCCAGAGUUACAAGGCCAGCGAUCCUCAGACCCAGAAGGUGCUCGAUGACUGGAGCGCAUUCUACCCGAUCUCGAACAAGAACAUCAACCUCUCGGAAAGUGCCGACACGGUACCACCCAUUGUGGAAAUUAUGACCGGCGGUGUCAAGAUGCGAUAUCCGUCCAAGUAUGUGCUGGUGACCGAUAUCGAUGACUGGUCACCACCGUCCAGCAACGGUUCCACCGGAUCGAGCCAAACGACGGUGUCGAAAACUGCCACCGUUCAAACCACAGCUUCUCUCACGGCAGCCGUGUCCAGUGCGCUGGGUGCACCUAAUAGUGAUCUAACCUCUAACAAUAGCAAACGACAACCCAUCUCUGACCCGAGUAGCAGCAAGCCGAUUAUGAACCCACCGCUCACUGUGCCGGAAUCUCCGCCGAACGAUCUCGGCAACCAGAAUAGCAUGUCAUCGGCGAUCAUCAACAGCUCACCGGCCAUCCUGCUACCGGAACGAGUCUGGCAGGACUGCAUUAUGCACGCAGCCCCCACAAUCCCCCCGCCUCAACAGUCCCCUCUGAGCGAGGGGGCUGGCGGGGGCGGUGUGACCAUCAAAACGGAACCCUCCUCGAAUGCAUCCUCAACGCCGACGUCCUCGUCGGGUUCGUCGUCCGGCAGCAGUAGCAAUAAUGAGAACAGUUCGUCGAUGGCGGUGGCUGCGGCUGCCGCCCUGGUCGACGCCAAUGCGAACUCCGUGUGGGAGAUUACCGAUCCCAACGUUAAGGUGCCGUGUUCGUGCAUCAAGUGUAGAAAGUCGUCCGCCACCGGAACGGCAGCGAGCUGUUCUUCCGGGGCCCGGAGCAACCACGCGCUGCAGUCCACCCUGAUCGGGUCGGUACCCGGGCGAGAUCCGUCCACCGGUGGCUGUCCGCAGUCUUCGUCCUCGUCGUCAUCCGGCAAGACCAGUUCCAGCAAGCAGCCCCGACCGCACCGGAUACCGUUCCACAAGCGACCACCCCUUUCGCAACAGUUUCCUUUCGGCCGGUCAUCGGGUGCGGCCACGGCAGUAGCCUCCGGAACGACGCCGUUCGUACCGUCGUCCUCGUCUUCGUCGUCGGGAGUUUCUCCACCCGGCGACAGUCCCGAAUAUCUCGAGUCGGCCCAAAGGUCAAACCAAAAUUGUGGAGCUGGUGGCAGUACACCAUACGGUGGUCCCCCGUCCUAUGGCCGAAAUCCGUUAUCGAUAGGCGAAUCACAUCCGUUGCCUUCGGAAGGAUCUCCGGCUAGUGCGGCCCCUUCACCGAUGCAGCCAUCUUCGGUGUCGCAGCCGAUGUCCGUUCCAUCCGGUGAUCAGCUAAUAUCCAUGUCCCCGCAUCCAUCAUCAAACAACCCACGAAGUGUACAACCAGGAACACCCUCCUGUUUGGAUCACCUGGACAAAAACACUCCAGCACCGACGCCAACUGACCAACACGAUAGUAAAAGUAUUACCGCUUCACCGUAUCAUACGCCUUCGCACACGGGCGGCGUGUUAAGCGUGGAGCCACCCUCUUCCCAACAACCUCAGCAAGGCCAGGGGCAGCAACAACAGCAACAGCAACAACAACAACAGCAACAAAAAGAGCAACUGCAGCAAUCACAACAAUCAUCACAGCAAUUAAUAGGAAACAAUCUGAGCAGCACCAGCAGCAGCAGUAGUGGAGGAACAACCAACAGCAGUCCCGGGAACCUUACAAGCGGAGGCAACGGGAUGCUUAAAUCCGAAAAUCUUUUCGGAGAUAACGGAAGCUCAUUGCUUGGUUCCAGUCCCAGUGUAUAUAGUAGUUUAAAUCCAAUUGUCAACCAAAACCAGGUCUCCAAACGGGAGACCAUGCUCCAGAUCCUGCAGUCGCUCAAGAGGCCUUCGCUUUCGUCUAGGGACUACGAAGGUUUGGUAGGAGAGGACAGUCCCAGUACGUCCCAGACUUUGUACGACUAUUCCGCAAUCGACGCUUGGAUGAAUCAUCCAGUGAAGCGCUUCCGACCAAACGAAGAAUCCAAAUUGUCCCAGCAAAUGCGAGGUAUGGAUCUGUAUGCGGAUCAGAAACACUCGGAAAAGUAUUUGCAGUCCUUACAAAACCCAGUCUCUGAUGGAGCCAUAAACCCCACCAGACAAGAUCAACAAGAUCCCUUAGCAUUGCCGGAAGAUUCGGAUCCUUCAACGGGCCUGCUGAACGAAAGCCAAAUCAAAACAGAAAUCGGUUGCGAACGAAGAGACGAAGAUGGUCCUAUGCUUGGAGCGCAUGAGAUCAAAAAAGAGAAAGAGGACAAGGACGACUUGUUCACAGAACAAGGCCUUCAGCCUGGUUUAGACGAUCUGGACCAACUGUUUGACGACAGCGCGAACUACCAUGACGACUCGGAUAUGCACGCAAACACAAGUCCUGCAUCAACAAAAAGUGGUGGCGGAUGCAUGGAAGACAUGAAAAGAUUUCCUGGAUCGGGUCACACAAUUAACGCAGGUAUUCUCAGUCCGAAGGAACUGUCGCAAAUGUUUCCAACUCCACCCAGUUUAGAACACCAUCCAAACUCCAGUCCUGGCGGAGGAGGCUGCAUGUCCGACGGUAUCAUGAUAGACACAAUGAUUGAGGCGCCUUCCGUUAUACCCGUGCUUGGUAGCCCUCAAGAAGAACCCAUCUAUGAUUGGUCGUACGUUUUCCUUCCCCCACCCAUCUGCAAGUACGUGGGUUCUUCCAAGUAUGCUCCACUUCCACAACUUCCAAGUCAAAUGAUGCAACCACCGGUCCCCCAGGCUCCAACAUACAAAUCAAGCUCCCAGCUUCGGAAAGAAAAACAAGAACGCGACAAACUUCUCAAGCUGCGUGAAAUUCAGGAACAGCAAGAUGCCCUCCAGCAUCAACAGGCUCAGAUGGAAAACAUUCCGCCAAACGCCGGUGCAGCCGGCAACCUCAUCCCUAAGCAGGAAAUCCAACUAACCGUACCACAACCGCUCAGCACACCAAAUUCUCUAAACUUAAACGGCCCCAGCCAUCCGUACUCGAACCCACCUUCACAGGGACCACAGCCUCUAUCGAGACCACCAUCGGUCAAUUCCCUCCCGGGAGGAAUGAUCGGUUCCGGCGGUAACAUGAUGAGUCCAUCGCCAAUUCAUAACGGACUAAUGAACAAUAACCUAUUCCAUCCGGGCAUGGGUAUGAACGUUCCACUUCGGCAAGGAAUGUCUCCGAUCUCUCCGGCUACCCCUGGAGGUACCACGCCGGUAAGUAACUCGAUGCGAGUGCCCACUCCUCAAGGUUCCUGCCCUCUUCCGUACCCGUCGCCCAUCGGUGCUAGCGGGGGUUCCAUGCCCAUCAACAAUAUUGGAAGUCCUUUCCGGCGCACACCAAUUCUUCCACCUCCGCCGUACGACGUUGCCGUGGCUUCUCCAGCUACCUCUACCACCUCAUCGUACAACAAUAAACAAUUCGGUAUGGACGACGGACCGGCAACACCGUUGGUCGUCGGCAAUAACGCUCCUUCUAAUCGAAUAGCAAUCGAAACCAGCGCUCUCCUGGUAAAUGUGCUCCUGUACGACACCUCGCUCAAUAUCUUUCGGGAUCACAACUUCAACAGUUGCACGCUGUGCGUUUGCAAUGCAGGCCAUAAGUGUGUCGGAAACAUCCGGGGAGCCGAUUCCGGACCGUAUCUUGCGCUUCCAGGAACGAGCUUCCUUGGCAGCGGAAAGGGGAGCGGUGCGGCUAGCGGUAGUAGUAGCGAACGGGAAGCUGCUAAAUCGACACCCUCAUCAAUAACGCAGUUCAACGGGAACAAUCAUAACAACAACGGUGCCUUUGGUAUGGCGGAUUCACCGGCCGGUGGUGUCGGUGGAGGCAAUUCCUCGAGUGUGGUCGCCAUCAAUACGAAUGAUUUGCAAAAUGGAUAUCUCGACGAGGAUCCAAUCAAAUGUACUUGCGGUUUCAGUGCUCUCGUGAACAGGAGACUUGCUCAUAGGGCAGGUCUGUUCUAUGAAGAUGAGCUGGAGAUUACCGGCAUGGCGGAAGAUCCAGCGGUGCAUAAAAAGAAGUCGCUGCUUCAGUUCUUGCUUGGCAAGAGUGACUACAACAGCAGCGGUAUCAACUGUGAUAUUUCUCCGCUGCCGCUUCGGAUCAUGGAUCUUUUGCGGCAGCACUGUGCAGUCAUUCAGAGUUCCAGCAACUCUAUCCAUCGAGCAGUAGCUCGAUUCCAAAGUGCAAUGACGGUCAAGAGCUUGGCCAACGCUACCGUACAUAUGCUGGAGUACACCGACGCCAAUGAUGUGAUAAGUUUGGCACUAGAACAAAGUCGAUUGCAGGCAAUUAACGAAAUAAAGAUGGAGGACAGCGCUCUGGUCAAAUCGGGAGGACUGCUUCGGGGAGUAAUGAAUGUACAUAAAUGGCCGUUCCUUAGAGCGGGAGGACCAAAGAGCAAUCAGGACAUAGUUCGAAUAAUGAAAUCUAUGCAACCUCUGCUGCAGGAUGCCUUCCAUAAAAAGAGCACAACUCGGUUAUGGGAUGCCCCGUACACGAUACAAGGACCACUUACCUGGCGUCAGUUCCACCGACUCGCCGGACGAGGCACCGGGCAGUGUGAACCUCAGCCCGUUCCUUCGUUGGUGGUUGGAUAUGAAAAGGACUGGCUAUCAUUAUCUCCGUAUGCCAUUCAUUAUUGGGACAAGCUACUUCUCGAACCGUACUCCUAUCCACGGGAUAUUGCCUACGUGGUGGUUCUUCCAGAUAAUGAUUUCGUCGUUUCCAAAGUCAAAACCUACUUCAAAGAACUCAGUACAACGUACGAAAUGUGCAAACUCGGCAGGCAUAAUCCCAUUAAGGGAUGGGACGGCAUCUUGCGUGUUGGCUCCAAUCGCGUACUCAAAGAAACACAAAAUUCCAGCAUGGAUGAAUGGUUCACCAGUUUGGGGGACACCCGGUUAAGCGAAAUGCUUCGGUUGUAUGCACAGACCUGCCAACAGCAACUGGCUCCGUACCUGUCAAAAGUUCCGUCGGAUAAGAGUUUACUCGAUCCACCGGAAAACCACAACAUCUCAGCAUCGGCUCACGCUUUGGCUCUGGCGCAAGCUAGUUCUACACCCAAUCGCGACGGACCCGGACAAAGUCCAAUGCCACCACCGCCGCCCAGUACGCCGGAUCCAUCGCAACCGGGAGAUAAGGCCCCCAGCACACCAAAGUCAGAUAACGAUCAAGACAACCGCGAAAACCUUAACACUUCGAGCACGAGUCCGGCCGAUCGGAUGGCGCACGAAGAUGAUGGGAAGGAACCGCCGCAUAUCGUGCUUUAUAUGGUGGAACCAUUCACUUGCGGAACGGACGCACCGGAAAUUGAACGACUUGCAUGUUUGUCGCUGCUGCGAUGCUAUUCCAACAUUCUCAGCACUGUUCCGGAUUCAAUCCGAAGCAAUAUCAGCGUUCAGCUCAUCUCGCUGGAGAGCAUAAUGGAACUGGGCCGAAGUCGUAACUGCCUCCGGUUGAGUGACCACAUGCGCAGCCAGGCGUUGAGCAUAUUUUCCCAGAGCCGUCGCUACAUGCAGCACCUGAACAACGUCAAGAGCCUAACUGGAUUCGGAACAGCCGCCAAUGCCGAACAGUUUAUGAAGAACAAGGACGAAAAGAACCGGGCAGCCUACAAGCUGUACACCCCACCGUACGUGUUGGCCAAGCUGUGCGAAAAGAAAGAAAGCUCGGAAUCAUUUGGACAAACCAGCAUCAAGCAGCAGUGCUCGGUCAUGUACUGUAACUACUGUUUGAGCGAGGAUCAGAGUUGGCUGCUGGCGGUGGCCACCGAUGAUCGGGGAGAGUUCCUCGAAACAACCACAAUCAAUAUCGACAUUCCGAAUCGCGUUCGACGGAAACGGGCUUCCGCAAGGCGAAUGGGCCUCCAGAAGCUGAUGGACUUUAUUUUGGGGCUAAUCUCACAAACAGUGCAACCCUGGCGAAUAGUUAUAGGCCGUAUCGGCCGGAUAGGACAUGGUGAACUGAAAGGCUGGAGUUGGCUUUUGGGCAAAGAAAACCUGCGAAAAGUCUCCAAAAAUUUGAAGGACAUUUGCGAGCAGUGUUCCCUGCUGCAUCCGGUUUCGGUGCCGAGCAUCUUGAGUGCCUGCUUGGUGACACUGGAACCGGAUUCGGAGUUGCGUGUGAUGCCGGAUCAGUUCACCCCGGAUGAACGGUUUAGUCAGUUGUCCAUGCAGUCCCCGCUGACGACACCGCAGGAUGUGACUUGCACGCAUAUCCUGGUGUUCCCGACUAGUGCGAGAACACAGUCUGCUCAAUCGGCAUUCGUGGCGGAACACAUCAAUGAUGAUAUGGAGCUGACCCUCGAAGGAAAUCUGGGCGAUUUGGGUCUCGGUGAAGACUGCGAUGAUGAGGGUAUAAACGGGUUGGACGAUCUGUUCAAUAACUGGGAGGAUAUAGCGAUGCCACAGCAGAUGCCGCAGGAUUCCCGACAAGGAAGUCCAGUUGGGCAAUUCGAAGGACAGCGACAGAGUCCAGGCUAUAGUGGCUCGAAUUGCGCACAGAAUCUCAAUGGCUAUGCGGCGCAGGAAGCGGAAGAUGUCGGUUCCUUAGCCCAACAGCCGAUGGCCAUCGGGUAUCUGGUGUCCACGGCCCCCACCGGCCGUAUGCCCCCAUGGUUCUGGUCGUCCUGUCCGCACCUGGAAAAUGUCUGCCCGGUGUUCCUGCGGAUAGCGCUGCAUCUCAACAGUUUCCAGAUCCUCCAGAACAACGACGAUCCGAUGAUGCAGUCGCAGUCAACCACCGAACACCCGCUGGACUCGAACAUGACGGCCGACGUGUUGCGCUUCGUGCUGGAAGGGUACAAUGUCCUUUCCUGGCUGGCCAUGGACUCGAACACGCACGACCGGUUGUCCUGUUUGCCGAUGCACGUGCAAGUGCUGAUGCAGCUGUACCACAUGAUGGCUGCGUUGGCCUAAACGAUGGAUGGUCCCAGUUCGAUUGGGGGAAUGGCAACUGAAUGGAACCCUCCUCAUUGCUCUGUCUGUGAUAUUAGGUAAAAGAUGAUGAUGGUCGAUGUGCGAAGAGAGAAAGCUUUCUUCUUCUGAGAUAAACAAAAACCGUGGAGCCAAGAUCUGGUUUUAUACAAGUUUAUAAGUUGUAUUAAUUUAUUGAUUUUAUAUUAUUUUUUCAUCAGUUCUUAUAGGAUGAACUACUCUGAUAUAAUAGAUAAAAAUGAAAGUGAGAUUGUUCGAGAUACUUUUGAACAGUAUUUUAAUUUUGUUUAUUUUUCAAUAGAGCUAGCAAAAAGCACAAAGCAAAUUAAGCAACCUAAAGAGAUUAAAUUUUGAAAUAUUAACCGAGCUAUUAGGGAUCAUUGCAAUCGUAAUCUUUCAAUUGUGUUUUGUAUACCCUUUAGUGUAAAUUUCUAUCACUUGUGCAUGUAAAUAUAGUAAAAAGUCAAUUUAAGGUGCGCGCAGAAAGAGAACUGUAGGAAAUAAAAGGAAGGGAAACAUUACUUCAAUUCGCCCGCAUCAAAACUAAAUAGGAGGUGGUGCUUUGCUCCAACAAACAUUAAAUGUUUUGAUAGUUAAAUUAUAUAUUAUCACUGAUGUUUGUUGAAGCUGAGCUUAUCCCUUUUAUACUUUGUGUUUACUUUCCUACGGUUUUUAGAUGAGUCUCUAGGGCAAGCUAGUUAAUUUAACAUUAAACUUAAGACAGAGUUAUUCACUUGCAGUAGAAUCAAGUAUAAAAUGCACAUUUGAAUUUAUAGAUUGAACUUGUAGGUUUACAGAGUUAAAAUUUGUAUAUGAAAGCGUAUCUCACCUUCUCCGAUUUGGGGAUUUUUUAAGGAAUUAACACCUAUGUACAUGUUGUAGAUAUUUUCUAAAUUUAGAAAAAAGAAACCCUAGCCAAUAAAAAAAUCUGAAUCAGACAUACAUUUAGUAUAGGUAAGGAUACUUUUUAGCUGUUAAGCAUAAGCCAUAAUAUGGCAAAAUCUAUGCAAAAAAGACCAAAACUAAGCUCAUGUAAAUAGUAGAUUUUAAGUGUGAUAUUAAAUUGAUUAAUGGCGUCUUUGAAAAGACCCAAUGAAGUAAAUAAAUAAAUAUUAGUUUGUAAGUAAGUCACAUUGCAGCUGCAAUCUAAUGAGAAGCAGAUCAUUAUCCUUUACUCAAAGUACUAAAGCAGCAGAAAUGCGUGAAGCAAAAAUCGAAAUCAAAACUAGCAUGAACUACACAGCCGAAAUCCAGUGUUUUGAACAAACUCAACUAGAGCAGAAUGUAAAGUAUUAAGUGAGCCGAGGAAACAAACAAAACCUAGGUUCGAUUGGAAGUGUAGAAAGGAAUAAUAGAAUGGAAUCAUCAACUUAUUUCUUAGGAAAGUGCAACAAAUGUUGAAAUUACAUAUUUAAUAUGAGAAAACACUAGACAAAGAGAGGAAACAGUAGUAAUUCUAACGUAAGUUUAGGCCAAAUUGUAUUGAAACAAAAGAAAAGAAACUAAAUUAAACAGAGAAACCAUAGUUCUAAACUGAGUAGUUAUAAAGAAAAUGUACAUUUAAGAAACACAAAACACCGAAAGAUAAAACACGUAGAAAAUGGAGAUAACAAUGAACUAGAAAACAAGAGACGGAAACAAACAGAAUAAAACAAAGCAUAUACAUUUAAGAAAUGGAACACUAAUACUUACACUAACACCUUGGAAGGGCGUGUCUCGUGAGUGUGCCUAAUUUCACCGAGUGUUAUUGACUUAUUUAAAAGGUAGACAACAAUGAAUGUACUAGUUGGAAUAUGUGAUGACGUGAGUGAAUGGGAAUCAUAUUCGAAACAAAUUUAAACUAUAUAUACAGAUGCAGCAGCUAGGUUGAGCAAGUUUGUAAAAAUGAGAAUUUUACGAUAACUAUUACAACACACAGACAAGAAACAACAAAUCAACCUAUUGACAGUAAAUUAAAAACAAAAACGAGAAUGAAAACUGUAUGCUGUAAAGAAAGGUAAAUUAAUUAUUGUACAAUUGAAUGAAUAAUUAUAUAAACUAUUAAUACUUGUAUAUGUUAAGGUUUCGUUUACAAAAAAAUCAUGAAAAUAAAUGGAACAUUAUUGAA
Messenger RNA from Armigeres subalbatus, 10894 nucleotides. RefSeq names its product mediator of RNA polymerase II transcription subunit 13 (gene skd). Lineage: Eukaryota; Metazoa; Arthropoda; Insecta; Diptera; Culicidae. Gene Ontology annotation, molecular function: transcription coactivator activity. The coding region runs from base 982 to 8769 and encodes 2595 amino acids. Gene Ontology annotation, biological process: positive regulation of transcription by RNA polymerase II. The record is from RefSeq and is a predicted model, not a curated record. The transcript has 15 exons. Gene Ontology annotation, cellular component: mediator complex.